GCCAGCCAGCCAGCCGUCCCGAGCUACCACCAGGUUUCACGGAAAACAGAUCCGGCAGGUUCCAGGUGCCUACACUGGAAACGUGGAGAUCCUGCUUCCUGCUUCCCAGGCCACAGCUGUGGGGAACUUGGGGCGGAGCAGAGAAGUUUCUGUAUUCAGCUGCCCAGGCAGAGGAGAAUGGGGCCUCCACAGCUUGAAGAAUGAAGACAAGACAGAAUAAAGACUCAAUGUCAAUGAGGAGUGGACGGAAGAAAGAGGCCCCUGGACCCCGGGAAGAACUGAGAUCGAGGGGCCGGGCCUCCCCUGGAGGUGUCAGCACGUCCAGCAGUGAUGGCAAAGCUGAGAAGUCCCGGCAGACAGCCAAGAAGGCCCGCAUAGAGGAAGCCUCCACCCCAAAGGUCAGCAAGCAGGGCCGGAGUGACGAGAUCUCAGAGAGUGAAAGUGAGGAGACAAAUGCACCAAAAAAGACCAAAACUGAGCAGGAACUCCCUCGGCCACAGUCUCCCUCAGAUCUGGAUAGUUUGGAUGGGCGGAGCCUCAAUGAUGACGGCAGCAGUGACCCUAGGGAUAUUGACCAGGACAACCGCAGCACGUCCCCCAGCAUCUACAGUCCUGGAAGUGUGGAGAAUGACUCCGACUCGUCUUCUGGCCUGUCCCAGGGCCCAGCCCGGCCCUACCACCCACCUCCACUCUUUCCUCCCUCCCCUCCACCACCAGAUAGCACCCCCCGACAGCCAGAGCCUGGCUUUGAACCCCAUCCUUCUGUGACACCCACUGGAUAUCAUGCUCCCAUGGAGCCCCCCACAUCUCGAAUGUUCCAGGCUCCUCCUGGGGCCCCUCCCCCUCACCCACAGCUCUACCCUGGGGGAGCUGGUGGAGUUUUGUCUGGACCCCCAUUGGGUCCCAAGGGGGGAGGGGCUGCCUCUUCAGUGGGGGCUCCUAGUGGGGGUAAGCAGCACCCCCCACCUACUACCCCCAUUUCAAUGUCAAGCUCUGGGGCUGGUGCUCCCCCAACAAAGCCACCUAACACUCCAGUGGGUGGUGGGAACCUACCCUCUGCUCCACCACCAGCUACCUUCCCCCAUGUGACACCAAACCUGCCUCCCCCACCUGCCCUGAGACCCCUCAACAAUGCAUCAACUUCUCCUCCUGGCCUGGGAGCCCAGCCACUACCUGGGCAUCUGUCUUCUCCUCAUGCUGUGGGGCAGGGUAUGGGUGGACUUCCUCCUGGCCCAGAGAAGGGCCCAACUCUGGCUCCCUCACCCCACCCUCUGCCCCCUGCUUCCUCUUCUGCCCCAGCCCCCCCAAUGAGGUAUCCUUAUUCAUCCUCUAGUAGUAGCUCUGCAGCAGCCUCCUCUUCCAGUUCUUCCUCUUCCUCUGUCUCCCAGUACCCAGCUUCCCAGGCAUUGCCCAGUUAUCCUCACUCCUUCCCUCCCCCAACAAGCCUCUCUGUCUCCAAUCAGCCACCCAAGUAUACUCAGCCUUCUCUCCCAUCCCAGGCCGUGUGGAGCCAGGGUCCCCCCGCACCUCCUCCAUAUGGCCGCCUCUUAGCCAACAGCAGUGCCCAUCCAGGCCCCUUCCCUCCUACUGGGGGCCAAUCCACUGCCCACCCAUCAGCUCCAACACAUCACCAUCACCACCAGCAGCAGCAGCAGCAGCAGCAGCAUCAUGGAAGCUCUGGGCCCCCUCCACCUGGAGCAUAUCCCCACCCCCUGGAGAGCAGUAGCUCCCACCAUGCACACCCUUAUGCCAUGUCUCCCUCCCUGGGGUCUCUGAGGCCCUACCCACCAGGGCCAGCACACCUGCCUCCACCUCACAGCCAGGUGUCCUACAGCCAAGCAGGCCCCAAUGGCCCCCAAGUCUCUUCUUCCAACUCUUCCUCCUCUCAAGGGUCCUACCCAUGUUCACACCCUUCCCCCUCCCAGGGACCCCAAGGGGCGCCCUACCCCUUCCCACCGGUGCCUCCAGUCACCACCUCCUCGGCUACCCUUUCCACGGUCAUUGCCACCGUCGCUUCCUCGCCAGCAGGCUAUAAAACUGCCUCCCCACCAUAUGGAAAGAGGGCCCCGUCCCCGGGUUCCUACAAGACAGCCACCCCACCCGGAUACAAGCCGGGGUCGCCGCCCUCCUUCCGAACGGGUACCCCACCGGGCUAUCGAGGCGCCUCGCCACCUGCAGGUCCCGGAACCUUCAAGCCUGGCUCGCCCACCGUGGGUACUGGACCCCUGCCACCUGCGGGGCCGACAGGCCUGUCAUCUCUGCCUCCACCACCUGCGGCCCCUGCCUCAGGGCCACCUCUGAGUGCCACUCAGAUCAAACAGGAGCCAGCUGAGGAAUAUGAGACCCCCGAGAGCCCGGUGCCCCCGGCCCGCAGCCCUUCGCCCCCUCCCAAGGUGGUAGACGUGCCCAGUCAUGCCAGUCAGUCUGCCAGGUUCAACAAACACCUGGACCGCGGCUUUAACUCGUGCGCGCGUAGCGACUUGUACUUCGUGCCGCUGGAGGGCUCCAAGCUGGCCAAGAAACGCGCCGACCUGGUGGAAAAGGUGCGACGCGAGGCCGAGCAGCGCGCGCGUGAAGAAAAAGAGCGCGAGCGCGAGCGGGAACGCGAGAAGGAGCGCGAACGCGAGAAGGAGCGCGAGCUGGAACGAAGCGUGAAGUUGGCUCAGGAGGGCCGUGCUCCAGUGGAGUGUCCAUCUCUGGGCCCAGUGCCCCAUCGCCCUCCAUUUGAGCCGGGCAGUGCUGUGGCCACAGUGCCUCCCUACCUGGGUCCUGACACUCCAGCCCUGCGCACUCUCAGUGAAUACGCCCGGCCUCAUGUCAUGUCUCCUGGCAAUCGCAACCAUCCAUUCUACGUGCCCCUGGGGGCAGUGGACCCAGGGCUCCUGGGUUACAAUGUUCCAGCCCUAUAUAGCAGUGACCCAGCUGCCCGGGAGAGGGAGCGGGAAGCCCGUGAACGAGACCUUCGUGACCGCCUCAAGCCUGGCUUCGAGGUGAAGCCUAGUGAGCUGGAACCCCUACACGGGGUCCCUGGGCCAGGCUUGGAUCCCUUUCCCAGACAUGGGGGCUUGGCUCUGCAGCCUGGCCCACCUGGCCUGCACCCUUUCCCCUUUCAUCCGAGUCUGGGGCCUCUGGAUCGAGAACGUCUAGCGCUGGCAGCUGGGCCAGCUCUGCGGCCUGACAUGUCCUAUGCUGAGCGGCUGGCAGCUGAGAGGCAGCACGCAGAAAGGGUGGCGGCCCUGGGCAAUGACCCGCUGGCACGGCUGCAGAUGCUCAACGUGACCCCCCAUCACCACCAGCACUCCCACAUCCACUCUCACCUGCACCUGCACCAGCAGGAUGCCAUCCAUGCAGCCUCUGCCUCGGUGCACCCUCUCAUUGACCCCCUGGCCUCAGGGUCUCACCUUACCCGGAUCCCCUACCCGGCUGGGACCCUUCCUAACCCCCUUCUUCCUCACCCUCUGCACGAGAACGAAGUUCUUCGUCACCAGCUCUUUGCUGCCCCCUACCGGGACCUGCCGGCCUCCCUCUCUGCCCCGAUGUCAGCUGCUCAUCAGCUGCAGGCCAUGCACGCACAGUCCGCCGAGCUGCAGCGCUUGGCGCUGGAACAGCAGCAGUGGCUGCACGCCCAUCACCCGCUACACAGCGUGCCGCUCCCCGCCCAGGAGGACUACUACAGUCACCUGAAGAAGGAAAGCGACAAGCCACUGUAGAACCCGCGAUCAAGAGAACACCCAUGGCUCCUGCGUCUGGACCUUGGAGGCCCCCCUUCCGGCCCGCCACCCAGGGCCUGCCACCCAGAAUCCGAGGAGAGGGUGCUGCUCAGUUGCAGGGUCUCCACAGCUGGGCAGAGGGAGGGAGGAAGGGACAGACAGAGGCCAGGGCCCUCGUGGUGUGCGAGAGUGGGGACAAAAUGCACACCAGGGCAUUUUGGACCAGGGCCCUCUUGUCCCCCUGCUUUCCUCUUCCUCCUCCAUGCCCAACCCUGGUGGCCGCCGCCCGUCCCCCACCCCGUUGGUGUGAUUAUUUCAUCUGUUAGAUGUGGCUGUUUUUGCGUAGCAUCGUGUGCCGCCCCUGCCCCUCCCCAAUCCCUGUGUGCGCGCCCCCUCUGCGAUGUAUGCCCUUUGCCCCUGCCCCACAUUAAUAAUUUAUAUAUAUAAAUAUCUAUAUGACGCUCUUUAAAAAACAUCCCAACCAAAACCAUCCAAACAAAAACAUCCUCACAAGUCCCCGGAACAUGGCUGUGACUGGUUCUUUGUGGGGGCUGGGGGUGGGAUCUCUACAGCGGUGCCUAGAUCUCUAGAGACUGGCAGGGAAGCAGGAAGGGACGGGGCCUUCUUAAGGAACUGGAUGCAGGCCCCUAGAGAGUUGGAGAGGGGAUCUGGGGAGGGUCAGGAACCUUGGCCCUGCUGGAGGGGGUAGCACGGUGCUAGUUUCCUCCCGCCCCGCAAAGCUGGGAAGUCAAGAAACUGGAGGCCUGAGACAGGACCGCCUCUGCCAUGGCCUGGACUAGGAAGCUGCCCAGACCUUGGAGCUUCUGCUACUGGUCCCACUGCUGGGAGCCGCCAGAGGCCCCCGGAACGAGGGCUACGGAGUCUUGGAUCCUUUCCGUGGAGCAGUCCGAAAAGCGGGGUGGGGCGGGGGUAAUUUCGAUAGAUCAGUGUGGUCAGCACCCGGCAGCCGUGACUACCCUACAGUGUGAGGAGGGUGUGGGUGACAACCUCAAACGCCUGGAAGGGAAAUAGGACAUCCCGCGGCAUCGCCCAUCCCUCCACAAAGCCAUUUUAGGAGAGCGUGAGCGCGGCUGUCGCUCCAGGCUUUUAUUGCUGCCAAUCGCUGUCCUCGUUCUUGGCAACGAAAGGGCUGUGACUGGCUACGUUCUCAGCCAAUCGGUACCGGGUUCAUUUGCAUAGGCUGUAAUAAAGCGUUCACAAACUCUAGAAA
Galeopterus variegatus (Sunda flying lemur) is the source of this 4941-nucleotide messenger RNA. RefSeq names its product atrophin 1 (gene ATN1). Gene Ontology annotation, cellular component: nucleus. Bases 201 to 3710 code for a protein of 1169 amino acids. The transcript is spliced from 10 exons. Gene Ontology annotation, molecular function: transcription corepressor activity. Lineage: Eukaryota; Metazoa; Chordata; Mammalia; Dermoptera; Cynocephalidae. The record is from RefSeq and is a predicted model, not a curated record.